CCUUGGCAGCCCUACCAACAUGAAGUGCUUUGCUGUCCUUUUGAUUUUGUGCGCCUUGAUUGGGUUCUCUAAGUCCGAUUCCACAUGGGCCACAUCCACGGAAGCCUGGACCACAACCACGGAAGCUAUCACCACCACAGCUGCUCCAGUCGCUCCUCCAUGUGGAGGACCCCAAGGACCCUGUGGUGGUCAGCUUCCCCAAAUUCCCCCCUGUGCUGGUGGAACCGGUGGUCCUUGCGCCAAAAAAUUGUAUUUCUUUUAUUAAAAAAAGGCUAAUAAAAUAAUUUGAAAAUAACUAA
Messenger RNA from Drosophila bipectinata, 299 nucleotides. RefSeq lists its product as uncharacterized. Lineage: Eukaryota; Metazoa; Arthropoda; Insecta; Diptera; Drosophilidae. The record is from RefSeq and is a predicted model, not a curated record.